Notodromas monacha is the source of this 1095-nucleotide messenger RNA. The record is from the annotation of a GenBank genome assembly. NCBI's taxonomy places the organism in Eukaryota, Metazoa, Arthropoda, Ostracoda, Podocopida, Cyprididae.
AUGCCGCGAGCUACGAGGUCGUCUGCGAGAACAUCUGCGAAAAAGUCGCAGCCAAAAGAGGAGGUUGUGAAGGAACCUACGCCGGUCCAAUCGGAUGCUUCAGAUGCUGACGAAACGAUGCAGGAUACGUCAGCGGAGACGAACGGCGUUCAAGAAACGACCGAGAAUGUGGAUCAGGCGAUGAAGGAAGAGCAACCCGCAGCUGAAGUCGAACCCAGUUCAGAGAAGAUGGAAGACGAUCCUAUGACUGAAGAAAAUACCGAAGUCGAGAAGACAGAUGGGAAGGAAAGCAAUAAAAAGGACAAAGAAGAUGAAAAAGAGAAGAAGCGAGUAGAGAAAGAGAAAGAGAAAAAGCAAGAGGAGAAAGAGAAGGAGAAAAAGCAAGAGGAGAAAGAGAAAGAGAAAAAGCAAGAGGAGAAAGAGAAAGAUAAAAAGCAAGAGGAGAAAGAGAAAAGGCAAGAGGAUAAAGAGAAAAAGCAAGAUGAGAAAGAGAAAAAGCAAGACGAAAAAGAAAAGAAACGAGAGGAAAAAGAAAAGAAACGCGAGGAGAAAGAGAAGAAACAAGAUGAGAAUGUGGAGAAACAAGAUGUGAAAGAAGAGAAGCAAGAUGACCCAAUGGAAAAGGAGGAAGAGAAGAAGGACGAAGAACCUGAAGUUUUCAUUGAUCAGGACAGACGUUCCUUGAUGAAGAUGCCGACCAAGUUUCACCCAAAACUGCCCGAACUCGAGAAAUAUUGGAAGCCUGCCAAGGAUGACCCUACGGAUUUCACCGGCUGGACUUAUUUGCUGCAAUACGUUGAUCAAGGGGAAGAAGUUGACGCCGCAGUGGAAGUAUAUGAUUCAUUUUUGGAGCGCUAUCCGUUUUGCUAUGGGUACUGGAAAAAGUACGCUGAUUACUUGAAGAAGCGCUCAACUGCAGAAGAAGCAGAUAAGGUAUUUGAAAGAGGGCUCCAAGCCAUCGAGCUGAGCGUGGACUUGUGGAUUCAUUACGUGACUUACGUGAAAUCCAGUUGCGAGGACCACGCCGACGGUGAGGACCGAAUCCGCGUGGCCUUCGAGCGAGCCGUCUCCUCCUGCGGACUGGAGUUCAGGUGA